UCGGUGCUGAUAUCGAUCAGCUUUAUUGGCAGAUCAUUGCAACUUCGGAGGAUCCACUUGCGCACUGCCGGAUGUUAGCGUCUAUCAUUAACCUUGACGAACCGUUGAAACUUGUGGAGCUCCAAGAACUCUUUUACGCGGAUAAAAAUAGCUUGGUUGUGACGCUUGAAGCAUUUUCACCGGUGAUCUUGAACGGAUGGGGUCGGGCGCGUUGAGAUUUACCACGCUUCACUCCGGGACUUUAUGAGAGACCCUCUACGCUCGAAGCAAUAUCACAUAGAUGCUGCACACGCUCAUGAGCACCUUGCAUGCUGCCGCCUUGGUUCCAUUACACGCCAGGAUUCCAUUCGCACUGGUGACAUUCUAAUGUCGUUCGAGUCGACAUUGUCCUAUCUAUAUCCAUAUCAGAUGUGGCAUAUCCAUCUUUAUCUUGCCUACCCUAGCAUCAAACUUCGAAAUCUGCUGGCCCUGUUCGCAUGCAAAACACUCCGAUACUGGGUACAGACUCCAAUCAUCGAUGACUUCGACCUCGCGCACACUCUCCUGAUCGCAAGAAGGACUUGUUUAUCCUUGGUGAUUGUUCUGGACGUAUUGAAUUAUCAGGGAGGUGUACUAACCAUAAAUUGCUCAGAAUUGGAUUAGGGGUCCAUCGGACAUUGUAGUUGCAUGGCGUCUCCAUAAAGGUUGCAGUUUGCAAAGCUAGAAAUGGCAAAAAAAAGUAG
Molecule: messenger RNA, 722 nt
Organism: Suillus subaureus
Lineage: Eukaryota; Fungi; Basidiomycota; Agaricomycetes; Boletales; Suillaceae
Exons: 1
Coding region: 244-642 (132 amino acids)
Source: RefSeq, a predicted model, not a curated record